Molecule: messenger RNA, 6964 nt
Organism: Haliotis rufescens (red abalone)
Lineage: Eukaryota; Metazoa; Mollusca; Gastropoda; Lepetellida; Haliotidae
Product: fibrillin-2-like
Exons: 30
Coding region: 97-4338 (1413 amino acids)
Molecular function (GO): calcium ion binding
Source: RefSeq, a predicted model, not a curated record
GAUCAUAACACAGAUAUAUGGCCUCUGACACAAAUCAACAUCCGAGGCCAGCUUCGUAGGAAAUAUUAUGUAAGAAUCGCCUGAAACAAUGGGAGGAUGGAGAGAACGCAGCAUCACUCCCCUUCCCCUCACCGAGUCCCCAGUGUUGGUAGAUGUAACAAGAGACGCUGGCUCUCUCUGUCCGGCAUCAAUUUCAACAUGGAAAUGGGGCGUUACCAGGUCAUUGCUUGCAUCGUUAUUACUCUGAGUCUACACGCUCAGUCGUUUAUUCAUUAUAAGGAUCUAUUUGCCAAACCGCCGGAUAAAGGGAAAGAAGCAGAGAAGAGAUGGAAGAAGUGCGAACCCCCAGGCCAGAUCCGGAACGGCCAAGUCGUGGUGUGGGGGGACGGGCUGCUCCUGGAAUACAUCUGUGACAAGAACUUCUUCGCUUACGGCCUCACCCACGGCGGGUGUGACCCAACAACAGGAAAAUGGACGAUUUUACCACCAGUUUGUGUCGCGAGCGGUUGCCCAGAUUUGCUCCCACCUCGUCACGGCGUGGUGAACAUCGACAACAAUGGCGGUGUCGCCACAUUUACAUGCGAGGCCGGCUACUACGUCCUCGGGUCUGCCAAACUCUUCUGCGAAGAAGGACGCUGGAGGGGCAGGUUCCCCUUCUGUGCGGUGAGCGCCAAAUCGCGGCCCACCAGUGCGCCCCCUACCGGAGUACCCAACGCUGCCCUGCGCCACGCGGACGAGUCAUGUUUCCAGUACCAGAUCGACCCCCCGACGGUGGAGAAGGCCGUGUUCACUACGUCGUACGUCUUCAGCAAGUUCCGGGGUCGUUACAUCAUGAUCGCCACGUACAGCUGUGUGGGUGGGUACAAGCUGUCCGACCCUAGCUCCACCAACCUCUACUGUCACAAUUCACAGUGGGGUGCAAGAAUCAGGCCCAAGUGUGUGCUGGAGGAUGAUCCGUGCCAAAACGGCAAUGGAGGAUGCGCGCACAUGUGCGUGUCUCGGGUUGGUCGAUACUCCUGCACGUGCAGAGAUGGGUAUACCCUCGGAUCUGAUUUCCGGUCCUGUUUUGAUUUGAAUGAGUGUAUUCUCAAGAAUGGCGGAUGUGCCCAUGACUGCCACAACACGAUCGGGUCGUUUUUCUGUUCGUGCGGUCCGGGGUUUCUUGUGAAUGGAAAAGGCUGUGUAGAUAUAGACGAAUGUGCAGGGGCCAUGCACACCUGUCCUGGCCCGUGUGCCAACCUACCCGGAUCCUACAAGUGUGAUUGUUCCAUACCCGGAUACCAGCCAAGCUCGGCUGACCACUUUUGUGAGGAUUUUGACGAAUGUUCAUUCAAUAAUGGCGAGUGUGACGACAUCUGCAUCAACCGUCGCGGAUCGUACGAGUGCCGCUGUGAUCAGAAGGGUCUGAAAUUGGCCGAUGACCUACAUUCGUGUGUGGAUUUCAACGAGUGUGAGCGUUAUGGCGAGAAGCUCUGUCGGCACGGGUACUGCGUCAACCUCGACGGUUCCUACCGCUGUGAAUGCGAGAGCGGCUUUGAACCCGGCCAAGACGGAACCUACUGUGAAGAUACAGACGAGUGUCUUAAUAACAAUGGCGGUUGCAAUGAUCGCUGUGAGAAUCAGUUCGGCUACUUCAACUGCUACUGUGACAUGGAUGGGUUCCUCCUGGGGGAGGACGGCUUCACCUGUGCCGAUAUUGACGAGUGUGCGAUCGAGGCGGACCAAUGUGAGGACCAGUGUGUCAACGUACCGGGGUACUACAGUUGUGAAUGCCUGCAGGAUGGCUUUGUGGUUGCCAAGGACAACAUAACCUGCACAGAGUGUGAGCAGGAUGAGUACUACAGCCGGACUGAUGGAGCAUGUCACCCUUGCCCAGCCAACUCCAUCGUCUCCUCGCAACUCCGCUCGCGCUUCGCCCAGUCUCACGCUGACUGCGAGUGUCGGCCAGGGUAUGAAGGCGACCCCCCAUACAACAUACCCUGUAUAGAUCGUGACGAGUGUUCUCUGGGGGAGAUCUACUGUGAGCAUGGCUGUAUCAAUCAGCCAGGCAGCGCCCAGUGCGACUGCCCGCAGGGAUACACAUCAGAGGCAGACAAAGUCAACUGUGUUGAUAUUGAUGAAUGUGAGGUGAACCAAGGUGGCUGCAACCACAUCUGCAUCAACACCGACAGCUCCUACAACUGCGAAUGUGAUGGAGAUGGCUACAUCAUGAUGGAGGACAAGCACACUUGUCAAGACAUCAACGAGUGUGAGGACCCCCGGUACUGCUCCCAUGGGUGCGAGAACGUUGAGGGAAGUGUGGUGUGUCUGUGUCCUGAAGGCUACCGGCUUGACCUUGACCUCAGGACGUGUGUAGAUUUUGAUGAAUGCUCAGCCUUUGAUACGCCGUGUGACCAGAUCUGCAUCAACUCGCUCGCAUCCUUUGAGUGUGGAUGCCGGAAUGGAUAUAAACUGUCCUGGAACAAGACCUCCUGCAUAGAUGUGAAUGAGUGUAUGGAGGGGGAGAGUGUCUGUCAGGAGGGCUGCAUCAACACUAUCGGAUCCUUCAAGUGCGUGUGUAACACCCAGGGGUACGUCUCCGCGGAUGAUGGAGCUGCUUGCGUCGAUGUUAACGAAUGCAGCCUAAACACAACCAAAAGCCUGUGUCAGCAAGAAUGUAUAAAUCUGCCCGGCACCUAUCGAUGUGGCUGUCAUGUUGGUUACCGGAAGGCUGGGGCGACCAAGUGCGCUGCAUGCCUCAGGGGAUACUACCGAGACAGGACAGACAAGGGGUGUCAGCGUUGCCCCCCUCGCUCUUCCACCAAGAGCGGUGCUAGCACCUCCAUCGCCAGUUGUCUGUGUCGCACCGGCUACGUGGGAGACCCCAGCAACAACAUCCCCUGCACAGACUUUGACGAGUGUAGCAGCAACAUCCUUGGAUGUAGUCACAUUUGUAUGAACACUGACGGAAGUGCCUACUGUACCUGUCCAGGGGGCUACAGGCUGACUCCAGACAGGAAGACCUGUCAGGAUGUUGAUGAGUGUGCCACCUCAAGCCAUGGCUGUGACCAGAACUGUGUCAACACUAUCGGCAGCUACCAGUGCGGGUGCGACCUCCGAUACUUCACCACCUCCAAUGACAGGACAUGUAUCGACAUCAACGAAUGUGAUGACAACAACUACGGCUGUGCGCACCAGUGCAUCAACACCAACGGCGGGGCUCACUGCACAUGCCCUGCUGGUUAUGUCAUCAUCGAGGGAGGCAAGGAAUGCACUGAUUUGGAUGAGUGUGCCACGGACAAUGGCGGCUGUGAUGAUGUGUGCAUCAACACCAUCGGCUCCUUCAGCUGUGAAUGUCGAAAAGCUGGAUUUGAACAAUAUCACUACAACACAAAGAAAUGUGUUGAUGUCAAUGAGUGUAUGCGAGAUUCACCAUGUCAAGAUUUAUGUAAAAACACUUACGGUUCCUAUAAGUGUCGCUGUCGAGGAACUGGACUAUUACUGUCUGACAAUGGUCGGAACUGUUACGAUAUAGACGAGUGUCUGGUCCCGAACAUCUGCGACCACAAGUGCGUGAACCUACGAGGCACCUAUCGCUGUGAAUGUAGACCCGGGUUCUACUAUGACGGAGCACACUGCAAAUUGUGCCCCCUGGGGACGUACAGCCCCAAGUUCUCCAACAGACGAGCCUGUGUCAACUGCCCCGCCAAGUCCCUGACGCUACAGAAAGGCAGUACCUCCAUCACCAAGUGUGUCUGUGCACAGGGGUUUGAAGGGACACCGUCGGACGGGGUCACAUGCAUGGACAUCAACGAAUGUGAUGCGGAGAAUGGACAGUGUGAACAUCGGUGUAUCAACUCGCCUGGCAGCUUCUCCUGCACCUGUCGCCUGUCCUACACACUGCAGGAUGACAAGAAGUCCUGUAGACGUGUGACUUGUCCCACGCUGGAUCACUUCCCGAACGGCCGCAUCUGGCCCCCUGCCUGCACAUCCCCACUCUCGCUCAGCAAACUGAAGAAGGGAACCAUCUGCUCCUUCCGCUGCUCACGUGGAUAUGAGCUGACGGGCGAGCGGUAUCGGAGCUGUCUUGCCAACAGCUCGUGGUCAGGCUCCCAGCCUUUCUGUCAAGGCAAAUACUGCACUGCUUUAACAGAGCCUAAAAAUGGCAGUGUCCGGCCCCCAUUGUGCCUGGCGGACUCUAUACCGUUCAAACAGCGUUGUAUGUUCAUGUGUAACAAAGGCUAUACCAUGAUAGGGAAGCCGGCAACCAAAUGUAAGGCCAAUCAGCGCUGGAGCAAUUCGAAAAAACCCAAAUGUGUACCAGAAAAACGCAAGAAAAGGACAGAAAAUGAUGUAUGAUGCUCAUCUGAAUGGGAUACUUAUCAACGAGACGUCAUCGCUUUCAUACAUCUCAGCAAGAGAGGAUUUUAUUUUGACCAGUGAAGCAUUGCUGUUAAUUUAGCACCUAGAUUUUGCUUGCCAGAGAUUUUACUCUGAUGCAAUACUUCUCAGCAUGAAGAUCUGAGUACGUCUCAAUAGAGGGUAAACUUAAUCAGCAUCAAGGCUUCUAAAUGCUCAGCAUAAACAAGCUAAGCAUUCAGGUUAACAUAUCCGAUUUAUGAAUCUGGAAAAUGAAGUUAAUCGGCCUCUUUGGAAUGUAAACAAUAAUGGCUGCACCAUCAAUUUGUUGUGAAUAUUUGAUACUUCCUGUCCUAUCUGAGCACCAUAGCAUGUUUGUAUUCUUUGGGUGUUUUCUUUUCUUAUCAAAAUUUCCAUAUCACGGUGUUAAGUUAUGAAGCCGAAUACUUUGGCUGACAUGCUCCAGCACCUACGCAUCCUUCAUGUAGAUGUGAGGUCAGAGUUCACUCAGGUUCCCCUGACACAUCCUUCUGGAGAUGUCCUCAGAUCUUCACCCACAGUGGUACCGAUAGACUUUUAGGUGACUGUUUUUUGCUUGUGAUAGAUACCGGUAAUGCUUAGGGACUGGUCAUUUAGUAUAGGAGGUGGGGGCGGGGAGAUUAUGGGGAGUUCAUGAAUGACAGAGCAAAAGUGGGGGCUUGUGAAAAUUUAUCACCACUUGGGGGAGGGGGAAUGGAAAUUCUAUAUUUUCAAAUAAUCUAUUUUAUUAAUUUGAUCUAUGUUUUUGAACUGGUCAUUUAUUAGGGGGAAUGUGGGUGUCAUGAAUAAAUGUUACAUGGUUUGGUUUUGGGGGGGGGGAUGGUGAGUGGAGGGUGAGGGCUUGAAAGAUGUUACAUAAACUGGCAGCGGGCAGCAAAAUAAGAUUCACACAGUUUUAUGUGGGUGAUGAACCUACAUAUGACACCUACUUGUCCGGCUAUAUUUAGGUACAUGUUAGGUGUUACUUAUUGUUCUUUCAAAAUGUGGACAUGAAAGAGACAAAUAGACACUUCUGAAAAGCACUGUACAUAGUUUUAGGUCAAUGAUACCUCUUGUAUGGACAUCUCCAAUAUGUAUAUACAACCAAUCAUUAAGCUGUGUCUUUAUAGGCUUUAGUGUCAGUGACCACAACAUUAGACAUGGAUUUCAGCUUCUUUUGUUCUUAUGUUUCGGUACAGGAACCUUUAACAAACAAGUGAUGUUUCGGUACAGGAACUUUUAUCAAACAAGUGAUCCACAAAUCAGUAGGACAUGGUUAUAGAGCCAACAAUUACAUGCACAGAGAUUAACAGUUAAAAAUAAACAAGGGUGACAAAGUGUAAAGUUUUAUCGACUCGUGUUGAUAUAUUUGAUAUUAAAAGACACUCGGGUGAGUAUUAUCUCUUUAUCAUCCAAACUAGCUUCCACAGGAGAUAUUGCUUGGGUGUUAUCAAGCAAUGUCCAUCUGUAUAAUGAUAUCACUUACAAUGAAAUGGCCUCACAAUGCAUUGGAAACCAUUGUGACAUCAUCAGUUGCAAUGAAGUCAUAAUCAAUUAAAUCUCUCUGCCCAUGAAGCUGGCAAGUGGUACAUUUUACUGGUAGUGGUUAUUCCUGUUUUCUAACCGAAAAAGGAGGAAUGAUUUUGGAUGAUAAAUAAAAUCUCACCCUCAUCGAUGGAAGUUUAAAAACAUUUAUUGAUUUGCAUUGAUAUAUUAAAUGUAAAAAGACACAAGGGUGAGCUUCUCUAUGAACAGGGGGGGGCACGGGUGACCGAGUUGUCUAAGGUGCCGCGAUUUGCUGUGCAGAGUUGCGUCCCUUGGGCACGCCAGAAACCUAUGAUUGUGGGUUCGAAUCCCAGUUCACCCCGAUUAUGUUUCUAGGUUUGUUAGCACCAUACCCAUGCUGGUGGGUUUCACCGAAGUGGUAAACAUCUGAGACCUGCAUCACUUCAGGCUUCCGUCCCACAUUAAGCUGACACGCCGUGAUAUAACUGGAAUACUGUUCAAAGCGGCGUUAAACCCAACUCACUCACUCACUCACUCACUCACUCACUCACUCUAUGUACAGGUUGACCUAAAUCCACACAUACAUCAAUAUAUAAUUCUUAUUGCAUGUAUAUGUAUAUGGAAAGGAGGGCUGUUUUCUUUUAAUAAGCCAUUCUCAUAUAGAUUGUUUCUAUUUAACUGACCUAAAUGUCAUUGGAUUGCAAGUAUAUUAUUUAUUAUGAAAGGAUUUCUUUUGAUUUAUGUUUGAGUGGAGUAAUUUCCUUGUAUCAUCAAAAAAAAUAUAAUUUUAGCUACAUUAUUUUACUGUAAGUAGAAUUUCAUUUAAAUCUUUAUGUAAAGGCUUGGCAGAAUUUGAAACAUUGUCCUCAUUUCUAGUAAAUAAUUCCACUCAAAUCUUAAUUUAACGAUUAAGAAAUUUCUUUUUCUCAUAGCUGGAGAAGUUAAUCUGUCAUGAUGUUGACUAUUUUCUAUAAUGAAGGGUAUAUAUGUCGAUACUUUCACUGAAUCAACAGUUGAUGUGAGAGACAGAUUGGAAUUAUGUUGACUAUUUACUGUGAGGUUAUAUAUCGAUGCUUUCAUUGAAUAAAAUGUUAAAAUUAUA